AUGCCGUCGUGGAAAUGGAUGUUUGCCGUGGCCGGGGCGUUGGCUCCGGUGGCUCUCGCCGACCUGAGCGAUACCACUGAAUUCGUCACCGAGGACGCUACCGUUACCGUCACUGGCGAAGACUACGCGUCCACCAGUACCGUUAAAGUGAUUGCCAAAGUGUACGAAACCGAGUACAUCUGGACCGAUGCCGGCACGUUGACGCUGACGGUGAUCACUGGCGCCACUGAGUUUGAGACGGUCACCACCGAUGCCACUGACCUGGUGGAAACUGAAAGAGCCACCGUGCUGGCGCUGCCGGAAGUGGCCGAAACCACUACCGCCUCUACUGACGAUACUCUCCUCACUUCGGGCUCGUUGUAUCUGAACUCGUCGUCGCUGGCGGAGGUGUCGUCGGCGUUUGAACCGCUGGAAUUGCCGUUGCUGUCGGAAUUGCCCGUGGAAACCGGUGUGACCCUGGAAACCGGGGUUGAGCUGUCGUCGUCGAUUGCACCCGAGUCGCUGUCGGAACCCGUGUCGGUGGCUUCGGAAGUGCCUGAAGUUUCGUCGACCUACGCCAACUCCACCGUCCCCGCCACCUCCGAUGUGUCUGAUGUGCCUUCUACUGGUGUGUCAGAGACCUUGUCGCAAGACGUGUCAGAAACCCUGUCGGAAGUUGCCCCGUCGCUGUUGUCGUUGCCCGUCAUCGCCAACUCGCUGGUACCCAUCGAAACCCUGUCGUCGUUAGACGUCGACUUGACCUCGCUGGACGUCAUCCCCACUUUGGUGUUGCCCACCUCGUCGGUGUACGACAAUGCCACCAGCAUUGGCGCCGACUGGAUCUCUACUCUUUCGCAAUCGAUCCCCGAAGGCUCCUACGGCGAGCCGUCGACGAUCACCUCCACCACCACCUGGCAAGGGGAGCUCGCAGUGUUGCACUUGGUGGUGCUCCCCACCGAGGUGUGUGAUUGUUAA
Messenger RNA from Diutina rugosa, 954 nucleotides. RefSeq lists its product as uncharacterized. Bases 1 to 954 code for a protein of 317 amino acids. The transcript has a single exon. The record is from RefSeq and is a predicted model, not a curated record. NCBI's taxonomy places the organism in Eukaryota, Fungi, Ascomycota, Pichiomycetes, Serinales, Debaryomycetaceae.